Labeo rohita (rohu) is the source of this 2529-nucleotide messenger RNA. It is a transcript of the gene def6c, whose product is annotated as DEF6 guanine nucleotide exchange factor c. NCBI's taxonomy places the organism in Eukaryota, Metazoa, Chordata, Actinopteri, Cypriniformes, Cyprinidae. The coding region runs from base 87 to 1970 and encodes 627 amino acids. The transcript has 13 exons. The record is from RefSeq and is a predicted model, not a curated record. Gene Ontology annotation, cellular component: cytoplasm; nucleus.
UUUUUAGCCACAGCCAGCGUCUCAGUUCCGCAAUGUAAAGCGGUAUCUGUCUCAGAAUGUGAGCAGGAUGUGUCAUUACUGGCGUUAUGGAUCUAAAAAGCGAGCUGCUGAAGUCUAUCUGGUACGCGUUUACGUCUCUGGAUGUAGAGCAGAGCGGAAAAGUGUCCAAGUCGCAACUAAAGGUUCUCUCACACAAUCUUUAUACGGCGCUGAAUAUUCCUCACGAUCCUGUGGCGUUAGAGGAGCACUUUAAGGACAAUAACAAUGGGCCAGUGUCAAACCAGGGCUACAUGCCCUACCUCAACCAAUACAUCCUGGCGAAGGCCACAGAAGGGACUUUCAAUAAGGAAAUCUUUGAUGAGCUGUGCUGGACGAUGACAUCAAAGAAGAACUGCAAACCCAGCAUUCAACAGGGCCUGUGUUCACAAAAGGACUGCUUCAAGCUCUUCUGUCUGUUCAACCUGCUUUCUGAAGACCGUUACCCAUUAGUCAUCAUUCAGCCGGAGUUAGAGUACCUGCUGAAGAAAAUCUCCAGUGCAAUGAGCCUGGAUUGGGAUGGGACAGUAUUGGAUGAACUUUUGUCCCAGGAUGCUGCUCUUCAGGACGGCAUGUCAGUGUGGGAGUUCCUGGAGCAUUUGAGUGCUGGCCAGCUUUUGCGUGCCGAGAGCAAGGAGGCCUUCAGUCUCGCUUUGGAUGAUGUUUUCAUGGAGAUGUACCACAACAUCAUCAAGAAGGGCUACCUGUUAAAGAAAGGGCACGUUCGCAGGAACUGGCAGGAGCGCUGGUUUAUUUUGAAGCCCAGUAGCCUGACAUACUAUGUCAACGAGGACCUAAAGGAAAAGAAAGGAGAGAUCCUUCUGGAGGAGAGCAGUGUGGUGGAGAAUCUCCCUGAUAAAGAAGGACGACGCUGCCUGUUCUGUGUGAAGACUGCCGUCAGGACCUACGAGAUGAGUGCCUCAAAUAUGAAACAAAGAGUAGACUGGGUACAAGCCGUGCAGACAGCGUUGAGGUUAAGAGCAGAGGGGAAGAACUCCCUCCAUCAGGAGCUGAAAUUGAGCAGGCGCAAGCAGAGAGAAACCCUUCAGAGAAGCCAAAGCAACCAGAGCAGCCAGAAUGAACCCAGUGCAGUUGAGGCGCUGCAGCAAUCUUCUCCAGAGCAGCAGGGGGAGACGGAGAACUUGGAGCAACACAUCGAAAGCAUAAUUCAAAAACAGAGAGAGGUGGAAGCAAAGCGUAAAGAAGAAGAGAAGCAGGAGCGAGAGAAACAGCAAGCAAUACAGAGAGAUCUGGAGAAACAGCUUGAAGAAGCUAAAGAGGCCAAUGAGAAGUUGACAGCUACGUUGACUGAGAUGGAGAAAGAGGUACAGCAGCAGAAGAAGAGGAUCCAUGAAUUAGACCUCACACAAGUUAAACUAGAAGAGGCGCUCAAUGCUCAGAUUCACGCUCGUUUGGAAGAAGACCAAAUCCGACACGAGCUGGAGAGGCAACUUGCGGAAGAGCAGAAGAAGCUUGCAGAGCUUCUCCUCCAUCAAAGUCAGCUGGAAACCCUUGUUUUGAGGAGUCAAGAGUACUCUACCACCGCAACACCUCCCAUCAGUCACCAAACAGAAGAGAGCAGUCAACACAUCACAGAGGAGGUACCUGUCCAUGAAUCGACUUCUGCUGCAACACCGCCCAACAUCCAGCAACCAGAGGAGAGCAGUCAAUACAUUACAGAGAGAGAACUGGUGAAUCAGUCUACUAACACUCAGAUGCUGAAGCACUGGAAAAUUCAGCUUAACCGCCUCAUGAAGCCUAUCACACCAGGAGACAAAGUUGAGCAUUUGCCAGUAAAGCCCACCUGCCCCAGACAGGGCCAGGCCCUUACCAGCAGAGAGUUCAUUACUAAGGUUCAAACAGGCAUCUCUCCAGAAAAAGGAAAUGGUUACAGUCCAUCACCAACACCAGAAGAGGAAGAACAGAGUUCCUAAAUCCAUGCCCUAAAUAUACAAUAGAGCAAACACAUUUUGUACAGCUGGUUUGCCCUGUGUGUUUUAAUGUGAAGCUGCAGGUCAAAGUCUUAUAUUAUUAUUUGUGUACAUAGUAAUCAGCUUUUUAUUGUUUAAUAUUCACACAAUGAUUAGUAUACAUAGAUUACAAGGCGUUGAACUUAUUGUUGGCAGUAGUCAAGCAGAUGCAUUAACUCUUUAAAACAAUGGUUCUCAAUUUCAAGUUUCUCAUUUGACAGAAAAUAUUGGAAGACUCCUCAAGAUAUUUCUGGUGCUUCUGCUUAAAUGAAAAGUGUGUUUACAGAAACUAGGAGUGGCAAUAUAUUAAUAUUAUUAAGAGUUUUAAUAUCAGAUUUACUAUCUCAGUGUUCAUCAGCAUUUACAUUACAAAUAAUGUUACGGGACUUUUGUGGUCAUUUGUAAUUACUUAAUUGUAAAUGUUUUGUUUGUUUUUUUUUUUUACAUACUAAUAGCAUUAUCUCUAGCAAUUUUUACCCAAUAAAAUAUUUUAAGCAUGACAUAACCAAGGGAACAGAUUAAA